UUUCAUACUCCCAGUCUUCUAUCAUUAGACCACUACUACACCCACGUUCAAUAUCAAUUCAAUAUCAAUCGAAAAUGAAGCUCACUAUCUUCUUCCCGCUGGCUGCUUUCCUGUCUUUGACUGUCGCUGAUGGUCUGGAUGAUGCCAGUCCCUGCCUUAUUCGUUGUCUCAACGAAGCCUCUGCUGUAGCAGGCUGUAUCUCCUCUAUUGAUUCCAAGUGCACUUGCCCAAGCAAAGCGUUCAAGGAUACGCUCGGUAAAUGUCUGGAGCUUUCUUGUACCCCGGCAGACUUGAAAGGUAUAUUCUCCUCACCCAUCCCGCUUCUGUUGCUAUUCAACUUCAAAUUGGUGUCACGCGACAUUAUAUUUGUUUUAUGGCUUGGGCUAAUUGUUUUCCUUUUAGCUGCUGGUGAAUUGCACAAGGAACGUUGUGGUGGGUCGCCGCCUAAGGAGGUUAUAUGCUUUUGA
Molecule: messenger RNA, 467 nt
Organism: Penicillium samsonianum
Lineage: Eukaryota; Fungi; Ascomycota; Eurotiomycetes; Eurotiales; Aspergillaceae
Exons: 2
Coding region: 75-467 (130 amino acids)
Source: RefSeq, a predicted model, not a curated record